Molecule: messenger RNA, 8318 nt
Organism: Cottoperca gobio
Lineage: Eukaryota; Metazoa; Chordata; Actinopteri; Perciformes; Bovichtidae
Gene: znf608
Product: zinc finger protein 608
Biological process (GO): regulation of transcription by RNA polymerase II
Cellular component (GO): nucleus
Source: RefSeq, a predicted model, not a curated record
AUGAACCGUUUCAUGCGAGCUGGGGAGAAUCGAGGGCUGCUGACGGACUGCAGGGAGCUGUCACCCAACCUCACCGCCUCCUCCUCCACCUCUUCCUCCUCCUCCACCGCCUCCUCCAUCUCCAUCACCUCCUCCAGCGCUCCUGGCUCAGCCGAGAGACACGCGGCAUUGCCCUCGCUCCAGACCCGGGGACCUGUCGGCGGUGGCGGCAGCGGCGGGUCGGAGCAGAGGAGAUCCGCGCUUAAACGCAGCCGAGCCGGUCGAGAGGGACGAGAGGAACCGGAGGCUGCCGUCGCGGUGCGCGGCGGCGGCGAGGUGUGCGUCGGGUUCGGUACGCAGCAGCAGCAGCGUAGGGAGACUCAAGGACGCAGCGUCGGUGGAGAAGCUCUGGAGAUGAUCUCAGCAGUCAGCAGAGACGCGGACAGCGGAGGCGGUGACGGGAGCGGCAACAUCAACAACAACAACGGCGUCUCCGAAGUGACCACGGCCUCUCCUGCGAUAUGCGCCAAAGGCAAGGAGGAGAGGAAAGGGAAAAACAUGAUUCGGGGCUGGAAGAGGGAGAGAGACAGGGAGAGGGACGCUGCCGCUCAUCCUGCCCGGACAAGGAAGGAGAAGCCCGGCGAUGGCUCGUCUCCUCCUCCCUCUGUCUACCUCUCGUCAUCCGCCCUGCCCGAGCAUCAUCUGUGCCGCGACGGCCCCGGACACUGCCCCUGCGCUGCGCUGGACUCCAGGAUCACGGGAGAUAAUAGCAUCAUUAACAACGUAAACAAUAACAAUAAUUGCGGGAGUAACGGCGGCGGCGCUGCCAAUAAAACUGCGCUGGAUUGUGGAGUUAAAAGCGGCGGCGGCGCUAUUGUUGUCAGGCGGCAGCAUGACGACACGCCGGCGGCCAAAAAACACAGAGGAGCCGAGAAGGUGGACCCCAUGUUUAUGGUGCCAGCUCCCCCUGCUCCAGGCCCCCCCGUGGCUCCCGGAUCCUCACUGCCCUCUGCCCUUUCCUUCUCCCCUCCGGCCCUACCCAACUCCAUCCUCAAGCAGCUGGCGGUGAGGACGAGGUCUAUAGGCACCAACACGCAGGAUGGAAGCGUCUCUGGAGCACUGGAGGGCGACUCGGCCUGUCUGGGGCCCUGCCAGCCCGGGACCAGCGUCAACCUGGAGGGCAUUGUCUGGCAUGAGACUGAGGAGGGUGUGUUGGUGGUGAAUGUGACGUGGAGGAAGAGAACCUACGUGGGAACUCUGUUGGACUGCACCAAACACGACUGGGCUCCUCCAAGGUUUUGCGAGUCUCCAUCAAGUGACCCUGAAAUGCCAGGUGGGCGUGGUCGGGGGAAACGCAUGCGAUUGGCCAUGGCCGAUCGGCCCUGCGUUGAGCCAGCCCCUGCUGCCAAAGUUAGGGGUCUAUCACAGCACAGGAGCCGUGGAGGCGGUGUGUCUGGAACCACUGCACCCAUGCACAGCAAGGGCCGGAGAGGUAGCCUGAACCUCAUCAAUAGCAACUGCCGACCGCCUCCUUCUUUCUUCACUGUGGAGGAGGUGAAACCUGCCAAUAACACCUCCUCUCUUUCCUCCGGGAAGCGAAAGAACAAACCGCCAGCUGACCUGGACCUCAGCCUGGUCUCCUCUGACGACAUUAAAAAUGGGAAUGGGAAGAGGAUCCGAGCCAAAUCCCGCAGUGCCCCUUCCACGCCACAGGGCAAAUCUGACCCCUCGUUCAUGGACCCUGGAGGAGGUUGUGCCUCCUCACCACCUCCCCCACCCAUCCUCAUCGACUGUCCGCAUCCUAACUGCACUAAACGCUACAAGCACAUCAACGGCCUGCGCUACCACCAGACGCAUGCACACCUGGAGGCUGAGGAGCAGAGGAAGCCUGAGCUGGAGCCCAUGAAGGAUGGGGACAGUGAGGAACGACUAUCAGACUGUGAGGACACCAUCAACAACAUGACAUAUGACCUCUCAGAGACAAACAGCACUAAUGCCAACAGCUCCUCUAAGAAGCCUGCUCCCCUAUAUAAAGUGACAACGGUUGGGUCUCCAAAGAACAGGCGUCUACUCCUCAGUACUGACCACAGCCCCUCAGCCAACCCCAAGACCAGAAGAACCUCACUGCUGAAAGAUGGGCUGAUUGAUGACCUUAGCAAUCUGCCAAUCAUCUCCAACAUGACCGUGGUUUUGGAGAACUGCAUGGUCCCAGACAGGAACUCCAUGGUCGAGAUGCCCAAGCUGGAAGCUGAAGGCUUGAUCGACAAAAAGGGAGGUGCAUGCAAAAAGGCCAACGGGAAGGUAGAGAAGCUGUCCAAGUCACGAACCAACCGACCGAUAGCUCCUGCCCCUGCUCCCCCUAAGCUGAUCGCCAUACCCAACACAGUGUAUCCGACCAGCACAGCAGAUACUGCCACCUCACAGCAGACCUCACCUUUGGCAGCCGUAGGCCUCACCAGCAAAAACCUUCCCCUGAAGCCCAUCAAACCAAAGCUGAGCAUUGUUGUGGAACCCAGCCUUGUCAAAACCACCCUAGUUACCUGCAAAGAGACCAGGAAGAAAGAGAAACGGAGGCUGAAGGACAAACAUAACAAAGAUGCUCAAACUAGAACACCUAAUGGCGAGAGCAGUGGAAUCAAAAUGGAAGAUGGUGGUAGCGGUGGUUCGAAAUUGGGUGUCAAAGAAAUUUCCGGAAGCCUUCUGAAGGAGCACCUCAGUAAGCAGGAUGUAAUCAAUGGGCUCACGGAGAGCCAGGAGAGCAGGAUGGCAAGUAUCCGAGCUGAGGCUGACAAGGUGUACACCUUCACAGACAACGCCCCCAGUCCCUCCAUUGGUGGUUCAUCGAGGCUUGACUCCAGUGGUAGUUGCCUGGCAACAGACAGCAAGAACAACAGCCCAGCCUACUCUGACAUCUCAGAUGCCGGGGACGACGGGGGAUCUUCCGAAUGUCGUUCGGAUGGAAUCCGAUCCAAGUCUGCCUCCUCUGCAUCUUCAGAGGUGAGCUCUAACAGUAACCAUGGAAACUCUGGUAAAACCCCGCCCACAGCACCUGCCCCACCAUCAAAAGACCCCCAAUCCCCGUACUACCACAGCUACGAGCCCUACUACUUGCAGGGAUACAUGCAGUCGGACAGGCAAAACAGCAGCAGCGUUGUUUUCCACAAAAGUUCUGGCCUUGAUGGCAAAGGGAAAGACAGAAAGGAAGAAGUGAAAGAGGACGACAAAAGCCUCUCCCAUGAGUUCUCAGACUCAAAGAAAGGCGAGGGGCCGCCUCAGUCUCAGCUCCAGCUGGCUAUGAGUCAGACCCAGACCGCCUUGGCCCAGUCGCUCUACUAUGGCCAGUACUCCAGAGGACUGUACAUGGACCAGAAACUGUUGCUGGCUUCCAAGUGCUGUGACCAGACGCACAGUGCCAAGCAGAGGGGCGAGAGGGGACAGGGGGUGAGAGACAGUGAGGACGAUAAACAUAUGGUUGGGGGUUCAGCUGGUGGACCCAUGCUAGGCAAAGGUCCAGAUGGCACUAAAGGUUGCUGCCCCAAACCUGUCCUGUCCUACGUGGAGAUGAGUGAGAGGGGAGAAAGGGGACAGAGUCUGGGCGUAAAGGUUGUGCACGGUGGAAUGGUGGACCAGCACCAGGUCUCGAUGAAAGACUGUGAUGACAUCAAGUCACCUUCCUCUUCCUCUUCAUCAUCACUCCACAACCCAAACAGUCAGACAGAUCUGGACUCAAAUGUUUCCUAUUCCAGUCCCUCAGACGGCCAGGCCUGGGCUCACUGCCUCGCUCUCAGCAAAUUCUCAGAGCUACAACAUGGGGAGGAGGCCGAGGAGGGUGAAGCAGACAGGGGAAAAGAGUGGGGAGCUACCGUGGAGCCUGCCGGGGCCAAGAUGACCUCAGGAGGAGUAGUUGGAGGAGGAGAUGUAAGCGGAGAUGAUAAAAAAUCCAGGGUCCACGAUCUCCCGCCCGCCAUCGACGUGGAGGAUUCCGACAGGCUGGACGGGCUAGAUGAUCAAGGCCACGAGCCAUUAGGAGGGCUGGCGGAGGAGUCCCAGAGUGCCCGGGCAGCGGUGUCUCCUCCCAUGACUCCCCAGCAGCCCUACAUCCAGUAUCAGCACUCCUCCUACCCGCCCUACCUGGCAAUGUGUGAGAGCGGCGGGGGCUCCUAUAGAGGGGUGUCCCCAACCCUGGUCCACAAUUACCCAGGUUUCCACUACCCUCUGUACGGUAAGACGGCGGGCAGGGAGGAGUCGGAGGUGACCCCACCCGGCAGAGGAGGAGCGGUGAGCAGCAAGCAGAGCGCCGACUCGUCCACGUCUUCUGCCAUGGAGCUGCUGCAGCAGCAGAGCCACCAGUACCACGGGAAAUCACCUGCUCCCGGCGAGAAGGGCUCCCCCGAGGGAGAGAGAGAGACAGAGCGAGAGAGGAACCACGUGUCAUUCGCCCGACACCUCCACACUCACCAUCACACACACCUGGGAAUGAGCUACAACCUGAUGUCGGGACAGUACGACAUCUACCAAGGGUUGAGCUCCAGGUCGCUGGUCUCCAGUCAGCAGGUGUCAGGACACUCCUCAACUGAGAGCGAAGGGAAGAAGUAGGACCAUGUGAGAGACCAUGUCUCACAUGAGGAACGGCAGAUUUAUCAGACAUCAAUUCCAUGGUGUUUAAUAAGCUUCGCCUCGCUGAGAGGCAGAGAACUAAAAUAAAAAAUGAAAACUUUCAUUUCUUACUCAUGAAAACCACCUGUUUUAUAACACGUCAUCGAGGAGCAGACAGAGGGACAGAGAGCAGGAUCAGGAGGAACUAUCUCUACCAAUCCAGAUCACUGACUUUUGCAGGAUUUUGACAGAAGCAGGCGGCAAGUUUAAAACCUAACAACCCAGAGCGCUGUGCAUCAGCCCAGCUCAGGCUGCGGUGGUCAACUUUAUAAAAUGCACAUUUAUCGUAGUGUAUUAUGAUGAUGAUGAUAUGACUGAAUGUACUGAAGAUGACUUACUUUAUCCCAAUAGUGUUGAUCGUUUUUUUUCAAAAACUCCUGUUGGGAAACAGCAUUAUGAAGCUAAAAAGUCUAUUAUUAUCCUUAUUAUUCUCAUUCUGAUUAUUGAAGUGGUCCUCCUCCCUCCAUAGUGCUGAAGCUACAUUUGUAUUACUAACCUGUACUUGAGCGUAACCAUGUUGAUUGUAUUGUCUUUAUGUGAGAGUAAACCUUCACAUCGACCUGCCCAGUGCCAUGUAGGAACCCAGUGGUGUAUAUAUUCUGUACAGAUUCAUGGCAGAUCACUAACAUGCUUUAUUGUACUCUAUGUUGAUCUCCAUCAGCCAUGCAGGGGAGCAGCGGGCGGAGCGGGAAAAACCAGCAGGAACAGAACCAUUAUUUCUUUAUCAGUUCGUCUGCAGCAGUUUGUCCUGUACGCAUAUGUUCCACUGACGUAACUUAUAUUGCACAUACGACAUAUCCCCUUUGGUUAGAGCUAAAUGUCUGUGUGUCAUUUAGUGAAUGUUAGCCCCAGUUUAUGCCUCAAUUUUCUUUCAGUUCUCUCAUAUGACCAUCUCCACAUCUGACACGGCUAUGAUUAAGGGUUUGAUUACUAUUGGUAAAGAUCAAAUGUAAGGGUAGCUUUGGUAUUUUCAAACCUGGACCCUAUUUUCUCACAUGUUUGUGUCUAAGUGACAAAUAGGGAAAAUAAUAGUUUUAAUUGGUCCAGUAUUGAGGGAGAGCAUUGCAGGCGGCAGGAGCUCCUGGCUGAUACGCCGGGCGUGGUUUAGGUGUGUGUGGUGACAGGCGACCGUUCGUUCAAAACAAUAAUGGCGGCUCCUAAAGAGGUUAGCUUAGACGCUGCAGUAGCAUCAGUUAUAUCAGAACUGGAGAGUAUUUCUCAUUGAAAGAAGUGCAGAGAAUGGCACUGUAAGCUUUUCUGGAUAGAAAAUAUGUUUUCCCUCUUCUCUCGUCUCCGGUUUUGGUAAGAGUCUGGUUGACAGAUGGUUCUUUCAAUCACUGAACCAAUUUCAAGAAUUGUUUUCCCCAUUAGUCACUUCCAGGAUGAAAAAUACCAAAGUUACUCUUUAACUAUUUGUUUAAUGUUGAUUUGACCAUUUAGUAGCUGAUCUGGAGCUUUCAAUCGUACCACAAUGCCAUGAACUUGUAGUUGGACCACAAGGUCCAUUCAGAGAAUCAACUUUCAAUCGCACCUUGGGAAGGGAUAGGAAUUGGAAUAUUCACGAUUCCAUAUGAACUACAAACUUUAUCUGCUGAUGAAGAUGGUUUGAUACGAUUGAAAGCUCCAGAUCAGCUACUGAAUGGACUUUAUGGUGAGAUUGUGUUGUUGUACAAAUGUUAGCUGUUGGCAGUCAACAGGAAAGAAGCAGCGGCCUCCCAGUAGCAUGCUUUAUUGACACAUCCAACCCAAACAUUGUGAAGUUUUAAUGCUCUUAUUUGAGAGGUGAGUACUCUCCAAAAGUUUGCGGCCUUUGGGAGUCCUCACCCCCCAACAAACCCAAUCCAAAAAGAGCUAUGUUCAGUUUGAAACCAACAAGCAACCUUUAGUGGCUGUGAGAAUUAUGACUUUUGUCAGGGAGGAAGUAGUGUGAUGUUGAUGUAGAGUCUUUUUUUGAACCAAGUAGUUCAUAUGCUUACCCAACCCGUGAGCUUUUACAACACUAACAAAGUAGUUGUUGUGCCUAGAAGAAAAAAGAAGCUAAAUCAGAGGUACAACCUGGGACUAUGUGAAUGAAUACUAAUGAUAGAUGCCAGUGAGUGUGUGUUAUUUUAUUUUAAUAUGAAAGACACAGGUGCCAGUUAUACUUUUAGUCACAGCACAGCACAGGACAUUUCCAGUGUCUUUAUCCAUUUCUUUAUAACGACCUGUACAACAUACACUUUACUUAAAACUAAAUGGAAUUAGGUAUGUUUACUCAGGUACAAUAGUGAGUUUAUGACCAAAAAUAAGCUUCAGCAUUAUUGAAAAAAACUUAUUUUGAGCUUACAUGGUGUAUAUAAAAGUAUUUACUUGCCGUAUUUAACAGUAGUUUGAGAACAUGCUUGAUUCAUAGACGUUUGAAUUAUAGAGCAACAGCUCCAAAUUGAUGUGAACACCCAAAAUAACCAACAAAUAUCCUUUAACAGGAUAAAAGCUGAAAAACCAUUCACAAUAAUGAAACAAAUAGAAAACACUGGAAUUGCCCUUUACCUAAAAUGCCCACAUGUUUACUGUCAGUGAGGCAACUUUGUCAGGAGUCCCACAAUCCUUUGCUCCGCCCUAGCUCCCAUGUUUUUCUACAACUAGCUCACUGCAGAGCCUCUGAUGGACAGAAGUCAGAGGGUCAGAUUGAACUUUGGUGCCAAUACAUCUCUAGAACUAGCUACACAUGCGAAAAGUAACGCACUGCAUUUCAUAUAUAUCCCACAAGAUCAAUUUGUAUGUAAACCACGUAAUCAAGAACCAGGAAGUAGAAAGAGCAACAAAGUCAGCAAAGGGAGGAUGAAUGUGUCCAAAAACACAGGACAUUCACCCAGGAGACUGCCGUGAGCGCUGUCAACGUUGAUUUAAUUGUAAACGUAACUUCCGUAUUUAAGUAAAGCCACUUCUGUUGUUAUUUUAACCCAAAUGUUGACUUAUUUGUUACGUGACUUCCGUACUUGAGUAACGCCACAAUUUCCUAUGAUAUCUCCUCAUGGCGUUGAAGUAUCAACAAAGAAGUGUCAAAUUGCCUGCACACAACCAAAUGAAAUUAAAUAUUAACAGUAGUGCAAUUUAUUCAGCUAAUUAAAAAAAAUCCUGCUUAAAAAACAAACUGCUACAAAUAGGAGACACAAUAAAAAAAAAAAAGCAAAUAUAGGCUUAGUUCAUUUGUAUCAUUGUGAUGACAUGGCUUGCAUUAGGGUUAGCUAUUUGCAUUAAUGUGGCAACACAUCAAUAAUUGUUUUGGUUUAAUCAUUCUUCCCAUUCUGCCAACGUAGCUUUAUGAAGCAAUGUUCAUGUCAUGUGGGGUGGAAGUAUUUACGAGUACAAGUUGGAAAAGUCCCAAUUCCCGUGGCGCGACCUUGUCUGUCAGUGGCUCUGCAUCACUUACACAACACCUUACCUGCAUAGUAUCAGUGAUCAUUCUAUUACUUGAAUAUAGUGCUAUGAACUCUGUUUACAAAAUGCUGUCAUCUUUUGGGAGACACAUUGUUGUCUUAUAAAGGCUGCUUGGUAUAUGUUCAGUUCGUCCACCCGGUGUAUCCAGUUAAUAACACACUGAAAUCGUAUAAACAUGAAACCUGCUGUUGCUUUUUUAUACUGUAUAUGCCUUAAUUCAUAUGUUUGGCAAUCAUGAUUAAAGGAUGUUUAUAUAUAUAUUC